Molecule: messenger RNA, 2063 nt
Organism: Uranotaenia lowii
Lineage: Eukaryota; Metazoa; Arthropoda; Insecta; Diptera; Culicidae
Exons: 2
Coding region: 19-402 (127 amino acids)
Source: RefSeq, a predicted model, not a curated record
UGGCCACACUUCAUCAUUAUGGCGAAACUGGUAGUGAUUGCAGCCUUAUUGCUAGUUGGAAUAAACGGAUGGUUGAGAGAUGAAGGAGUUACUCUGGUGAAAGCGCUGGAUAUCGGCUAUGAACUUAUAGCUGCCAUGUUGGAUACCUUAAAUGCGAACAUGCAGAAAGCCAACAAACUAUCACAAGAACAGUUCAACACCUUGAAGGCAGAGCUCGCAAGUAUACAAGAAACUGUCCGAAUCAUCGAAUCACGGACGAAAGAAAACUUCAGCAUCAAUGUUCCAUCGAAUGAGAACAACGAGACGGAACUUGUUGUUUUCACCCACUUUGAUGAAAAAAACGGAGGCAACGAAAAUCCAAAAAUUCGGAAUGUGACAAGGCCAUGGUACAAAAGAUGGUAAAAUACGUUAAUCAGAACGAGCGCUGACGAUUCUCAAUCAUGGCCCCGUUCACGAUGAUAGUUUUGACGAUGCGAACGUGACCGUGUGAACACUGAUUGCUCGGAUUGGCUGAAGUUAAGUUAAACAUAAGCUAAAAUCAGAGGUAUAAAAUAGGAUCACACGCACACGCACACACGCACAUCUGAUGAACUUUUCUGCACACUGGGUGAAUUCUGCCGCACACUUGGUGAACUUUGUUCACACUUGAUGAAUUCUGCCGCACAUCUGAUGAAUUUUGCUGCACAUCUGGUGGACUUCCGCCCGUCCAGGGCACAUUUCCGCACACUUUAAUGUGCUACCAAUGUGCUUUUCUUGCUCUCCUUACACUAUUAUUAAAAAAGUUAAUUCCUUUAAAUACCUUUAAUUCAAGUAGACUUAGAGCACCUGUAUCCGUGGUCCAAACAGCCGGUUAAGACCCAAAUUCCGACCCGAGCAACCGCACUGGUGAUCCAUUAUACAAGUUUCAACUCAAUUUUUUUUAGAGUUAAUGGAACACGAGUGCAGUUGCCAGUUUUUUCAUUGGAUCGGAUCUAAUUUCUUUGGUUCAAUUCUUGAAUAAAUUAAACCCAAAAAUAGACCACGAAUACAGAUGCUCUUAGGUUCAAGUUAAAGACACAAAAGUUUUUUUGUCAUAUUAUUUCUAGAAUAUAAGAAACUUUUCACUUUUGAACGCUCUAUCAUAAACAAGUAGUGGUGAAAACAUUACAUGAUUAAAAAUUAUCAUUAAAUUAUAAUAAUUUACAUUAUUUUAUAAAAAAAAAUAAAAUAAAAUAAAACAUGUGGCAACCGAAUACGUCAUGUAGAAUUAAAAAAACAGUCCAUAUACAUUUUGUAGAUUGACUCAAAAAAUCUGAUGACGGUGCCCGAAACACUCCUUAGUGAACAACAAACGAAACCGGCAGCGCCUUGUUUAAAUAACGCACGACUGGAGAAACCUGAGGUCGCAGAAGACUACGCGCAAUCACUCGAGCCAGCGCUGCCGACAGAGGCUAGAGGGCGAGCUCGACGAAGCCCCUCUCGAGAACUAUUGGGAUACCGUUGAUACUGGUUCGACAAGGAGUGUAGGAGGGUGAGGGACGAAGAGAAGGCCGCAGUAGUGCAGUAGUGCAAAGAGGUACUCGUAGAAACGUAGAAAACUAUCAACAGCAGAAGAGGCAGCGAGUCCAAAUUUUCCAGGAAAAUAAGAACCGCCUGGAAGACGACCUAGAGCAGUUGCAUCGUUCCCUAAAACCUGAAAGAAAGUUCUACCAGAAGUUCAACGCAUCCCGCAAAAGCUUCGUGCCGCAAGCCAAAAUGUGCCGGGAUAAGGACGAAGGCAUCCAGACAGACAAUCGUGAGAUAAUAAAAAGGUGGAAGUAGAACUUCGAUGAACACUUGAACGGCACAUAUGCAGGAGACCAGGACAGUAGCAACACCCAACGAUAAGUGAAGUUAAAGAAGCCAUUCGCCAGCUGAAUAGCAAAAAGUCGGCAGCCUAUUGCCUACAUCGGUUGAUGGUCUGGAUCUGGGACACAGAACAGCUACCGGAAGAGUGGAAGAAGGGGGGGGGGGGGGCUUAAUAUUCCCCAUCUUCAAGAAGGGCGACAAAUUGAACUGUCCUCAAUGCCAUCUACAAAGUGUUU